Molecule: messenger RNA, 3430 nt
Organism: Erpetoichthys calabaricus (reedfish)
Lineage: Eukaryota; Metazoa; Chordata; Cladistia; Polypteriformes; Polypteridae
Gene: clcn5b
Product: chloride channel, voltage-sensitive 5b
Exons: 13
Coding region: 360-2795 (811 amino acids)
Biological process (GO): chloride transport; transmembrane transport
Cellular component (GO): Golgi apparatus; membrane; synaptic vesicle
Molecular function (GO): voltage-gated chloride channel activity
Source: RefSeq, a predicted model, not a curated record
CGUUGCCAUCCGUAGCUCCGCAUUCGACUUGUCGUCCAAACAGACAGCUGAGCUAAUUUGAGAGCAGUCGCUGGGAGACUCGUUUUUUUUUCCUUUUGCUACUAUUGCUCACUUAGACCGAAACGAGCGUAUUUGUGUGAAAGAGGCUUCCCUGACAGUUUGCUGCGGUCGCAGCCAGUGGUAUGAAGAGUCGAGGUCGUGUUCAUCCGCGGGAGCCAGCGGGGCACGCGUGGACGGGAGACGACGGAGUUCUAAGAUAAAAAAGCAAUUAAGACCCCUGUCACAAGACACACUCGUCACAACUCCCGAGUCAAAACUCCGCUGCUGACACAGGCCAGGACGGCAAUUAACUGGCAAGAAUGUAUAAUCAUGGCUACCGCAGAGAAAGCUUCAACAGCACACACAGUGGGACCAGCGAUGAGGACAUGGUGGAGGUAGCUGGAGCCACAUUGGAUUUUUCUGUGACCGAUGAUGUGCCUCCGCUGGACAAUGCUGCUUCAGAAGGCCAUUCUACGCAUAAUGGUAUUGGUCCAAAAGAAGCCAGCAAGAUGAUGGAUUUCCUUGAUGAGCCUGUGCCAGGGGUGGGAACCUAUGAAGACUUUAAUACAAUUGAUUGGGUCCGGGAGAAGUCAAGGGAUCGCGACAGACAUAGAGAGAUUGCAAGUAAAAGCAAAGAAUCCACAUGGGCACUUAUACAGAGCAUCAGUGAUGCUUUCACCGGCUGGCUGCUAAUGCUACUAAUAGGCCUCCUAGCGGGCUCCAUAGCAGGUUUAAUAGACAUUUCUGCUCAUUGGAUGACUGACUUAAAAGAGGGAGUAUGUCUUGAAGGUUUUUGGUUUAAUCAUGAGCAUUGUUGUUGGAAGUCCACUGAGAUAACAUUUGAAGAAAGAGAUAAGUGUCCACAGUGGAGAAGCUGGGCUGAACUAAUUAGUGGGAAAACUGAUGGUGGUUUGGCCUACUUCCUUAACUAUAUGAUAUAUAUCUUCUGGGCUCUUCUCUUUUCACUUCUGGCAGUAUCCCUUGUCCGGUCAUUUGCACCAUAUGCCUGUGGCUCUGGUAUCCCAGAGAUUAAGACCAUAUUAGGUGGCUUCAUCAUCCGGGGCUACUUAGGAAAGUGGACCCUACUGAUUAAGACUGUUACUUUAGUUCUUGCGGUGUCUUCAGGAUUAAGCCUGGGAAAAGAAGGGCCAUUGGUGCAUGUAGCGUGUUGCUGUGGGAACAUUCUGUGUCAUUUAUUCACAAAGUACAGAAAGAAUGAAGCUAAACGAAGAGAGGUGUUAUCAGCGGCCGCGGCAGCAGGAGUCUCUGUUGCUUUUGGUGCUCCAAUUGGUGGUGUUCUGUUCAGCCUUGAAGAAGUGAGCUAUUAUUUCCCACUGAAGACACUCUGGAGAUCCUUCUUUGCAGCCCUUGUGGCAGCAUUCACUCUACGCUCCAUCAACCCAUUUGGAAACAGCCGGCUUGUACUGUUUUAUGUUGAGUUCCACAGUCCUUGGCACCUCCUUGAACUUAUUCCAUUCAUUCUUCUUGGCAUAUUUGGUGGACUUUGGGGAGCAUUCUUCAUUCGAGCCAACAUUAAGUGGUGCCAUCGCAGAAAGACUACAAAGCUGGGCCAUUAUCCAGUGCUGGAAGUGCUUGUUAUCACAGCCAUCACCGCUGUCAUUGCCUUCCCCAAUGAAUACACACGUACAAGCACCAGUGAGCUCAUUUCAGAACUGUUCAAUGACUGCAGUUUGUUAGACUCUUCCAAGCUUUGUGAUUACGUCACUGAAUUGAACAGCACAAAACCAGCCGAUGACCUCCCAGAUCGUGCUGCUGGGAAGAACCUGUACCAAGCCAUAUGGCAGCUCACGCUUGCUCUCAUUUUCAAGAUUUUUAUCACUGUCUUUACCUUUGGUAUGAAGGUUCCAUCUGGUCUCUUUAUCCCCAGCAUGGCAGUAGGUGCAAUUGCUGGAAGACUUCUUGGAAUUGGUAUGGAGCAACUGGCCUUUUACCACCAUGACUGGGUCAUCUUUAAAGGCUGGUGUGGCCCAGGGGCAGACUGCAUCACUCCAGGCUUGUAUGCAAUGGUGGGUGCAGCCGCUUGCUUAGGUGGGGUGACUAGAAUGACUGUGUCAUUAGUUGUCAUCAUGUUUGAGCUAACGGGUGGUUUAGAAUACAUUGUGCCACUGAUGGCUGCAGCCAUGACCAGCAAAUGGGUGGCAGAUGCAAUUGGAAGAGAAGGAAUCUAUGACGCUCACAUCCGACUCAACGGGUACCCUUUCCUGGAUACGAAAGAGGAGUUCCGACACAAGACAUUAGCUAUGGAUGUGAUGCGACCUCGCAGGAAUGAUCCACCAGUCACUGUCCUUACUCAAGAAGGAAUGACAGUGGAAGACAUGGAGGCGCUCAUCAGUGAGACCACCUACAGUGGAUUCCCUGUGGUAGUGUCCAGAGAGUCACAGAGACUGGUCGGCUUUGUGCUAAGAAGAGACAUCAUCAUUUCAAUUGAAAAUGCCCGGAAAAGGCAGGAUGGGAUUGUAAGUACCUCAGUCAUUUACUUCACUGAGCACACACCACCUCAUCCUCCGAACAGCAUCUCCCCGCUAAAGCUGCGUAACAUCAUGGACCUGAGUCCUUUCACAGUAACGGACCACACGCCCAUGGAGAUUGUGGUAGACAUCUUCCGGAAGCUGGGUCUUCGGCAGUGCCUCGUCACCCACAAUGGUCGCCUUCUAGGCAUUAUUACCAAAAAAGACAUUUUAAAGCACAUGGCUCAGAUGGGGAACCAGGAUCCAGACUCUAUCCUCUUCAAUUGAAGUGGCUUCCUGUCUGUGUUUAGGAGACUUUGAAAUGACUGCAGGCUCGCCAAGAAGACACUCCCAUUAAGUGCUUUUGUUUUGUCUAUUUGGACGAAGAGUUCUGAGCACUUGCACUACUUCAGCUGCAGAAAUCUCUCUUGACCAGAGGCAUGUGUAGUUCUUUGGUGCAUUUUGUACUACAAAGAUGAGAUGCUGUCCAGUCCUUUCUAAAGUAUUCUUGGUGAGUUACAGUGACAUGACCUUGACACUUGAGUCAUGGUCUUCUGUGAUUCUACAUGGACGCUUUGUGCCAUGGAUUUGUUUUACUGUAAGGAGCAGUUUCUGCAUUAAUUGCCACACUAAUCUUAAGUAAACUGAUUAUUUUUCCAAUUUGUUUGAACUGGGUUACUUGGAUUUGUUUAAUAAAUGCCACCUCACACUUCAGACAUGGUAUGCCAAACUUGGCACCUGGGUCGCCAGUAUUAAAUAACAGACUUUUUCCUUAAACACUGUUCUAAAUGAGUGUCUAGAAUGAAGAGGCUGUAUAUAGCAGAUAUAUAUGUACAGUGUAAAUGGAAUGCUUUUGCAGAAAAUAAUGUACAUAUUAUCAACUGGAAAUCACAUCAUAUCAUGUGAAGAAAUUAAGUGGAUUC